AACGGGAAUGCCCUCGGCGCCGCUGCUGCUGCUUGUGUUGGAGAGGAGAGUCUCCUUUAACAAACCUUGUCGCGUCACCGGGAUGCGGCUGCUGGCCCGUCUUCUUCUCUUCUCACCACCACCACCAGUCCGCGCCUAAUUUCAAUGAUGACAGCCCCGAACCAACAGCGUUUCCUGAUCUUAUUCGACUUUGACGAGACCAUCAUUAACGAGAAUAGCGACGAUGCCGUCUUACAGGCUCUGCCGGAUCAGCAGCUUCCCGAUUGGCUGAAGAGCAGCUACCGCGAAGGCCACUACAAUGAGUACAUGCAGCAGAUUUUGGCCUACAUGUCUGAGCAGGGUGUGUCCCCCGACGCCAUCCACUCGGCGGUGGAGAGGAUCCCGCCCACUCCUGGCCUCCUUAACCUCCUGCAGUUCCUCCAGAGCCACCAGCAGGACUUUGAGCUAGCGGUGGUCUCGGACGCUAACAUGUACUUCAUCGAGACCUGGCUGAAGCACGCGGGGGUGCGCCACCUCUUCAGGAGGAUCUUCACCAACCCGGCCAGCUUCGACGCCGUUGGCCGCCUCGUGCUCAUGCCUUUCCACACCCACUCGUGCCCUCGUUGCCCUGACAAUAUGUGCAAGCAGGUGAUCCUCAGGGAAUACCUGGCUCUCCGUCAGAAGGAGCGCGGCGGUGCCCCCUUCCAAAGAGUCUUUUACAUUGGAGAUGGAGCCAAUGACAUAUGCCCCUCCAUGGCCCUGGGGCCCCGGGACACAGCCUUCCCCAGGAGGGACUUCCCCAUGCACAGGCUGCUAGCAAACUCCCAGGAAGGCAAGUUAAAGGCCAACAUGGUUCCUUGGAGCAGAGGCCAGGAUGUGGUGGAUGGUUUGAAGAAAAUCAUGGAGGAGAGAUGAUGUCCGAAGAAAACAACAACUGUAACAAAAAGGUGCUCACAUCUCACAGGAUAUCAUCUAAAGAUAUCCAGUAAUAUAAACAUUAACAAACUGCCACUGUUUUAAUCACUGAGACAUACUAUAUUAUUGGUUUGCUAUUAGUAUUGCAAAUGCUAAGCUAAGCUACCAUAUUCAUUGUACAGUUUCACUCUUCAUGAAGCGAAAAAGAGAACUAGCCCCCCAAAUGUUGUUUUUUUUUGUAUUAAAUGCAGAAAAUCUGCAAUCAAUAAUAAUAUUAGUGUUUAUCACUUCGUUUGUUAGCUAGCCAGGCUACUUCAGGGUCGGACCACAGGACCGUACCAUUCUUCCCCUCAUUGGGGGAAUGGUUUGACUGUGAGUCAAACAGCAGAAGGAGAAAAUAUUUCUCCUCGCAAAAGUGAAAAAAAUAGUAAUUAGUUUAUUUGUUAGCAAGCAAGCUACUUCCUGGAUUACAGACGAUGACUUAGGCGAAAAAAUGUAAAAUAUACAUAUUUCUUCAAACAGAAGUAAAAAAAAAUCAUAUGUGACGUCUGAAAUUAGCCUUUGUCUGUCUGUUUGUUAGCAAACAUGCUACUUCCUGGUAAGAUGACAUGGACAGUUUGUCCUGGGUUAGAUGUAAUUUGGUCCUUUGUGACUUAGGCAACAAAAUGAAAAGAUAGAUUUUUUUCUAAUAAAAGUGGAAAAAAUUGUGACGCAUCUUUCGGACACCUUUAUUUGUUACUAUUGUAUUAUGUUUUAUUUUCAUUUAGUUAAUAUUAUUUUAUUAUUAUUAACUAAUUAUUUUUAUUUAUUUAUAUAUGUUAUAUUAAUUAUUAUAUAUGUGAUUUAUAUAUUUUUAAUUCUAUAUAUUUAUAUAUAAUUAUAUUUAUUUCAUUAAUAAUUAUUAAUUAUUAGAUUUAAUAUUAUUUUAUUAUUAUAUUAUAUAUUGUAAGUAUUUUAUUAGCUUUUCGUACCUUACCUGAUACUUUUUUUUAUUGAUUAGAGAAAAACUGGCUACUGCCUGGUUCACGAAAAAUGACGUAAGAAAUUAGAAUAGAUGAACUGGUGUGUAUCGUUUUUCAUUCUGAGGCAAGGGGGAACGAUUCUGUCAUCAAACAGGAAAUGACCAAAUCCUGCUCGUUCACAAAGCAACACCUAAUAACACACCACCCAAAUUAUGACACACAGAGAAUAGUCACUUUCCAUGAGUUCUUUUUGUAAUUGUAAUGUAAUCAAUUACCUUGUAUCCCAUAAAGCAAUCAAUCACGCCUUUAUCUCAGCAAGGUGAUUAAUUCAGAAAAAAAAACAUUUCAAGGAAGGUCCUUGUAACUCUGAGGACCGUUUAAAGUCACGCUAGACGUCCCUCUGUGUCUCCUUUAAGUGAAGAUCAGAUGUUGCCUUUGAGGUCAGGUGACAGCAUCGCUGAUACCUAAUCUAAAGACAAUCUAGGAUUUAAUGAUACACAUGUAAUCUACACCACACAUAUAGGCAACACCAGUGUUUGCACUUUGGCCUGGUACUAGCAUGCUAACUCUAACGAACACGUGUGCAGUAUUUAACUAUUUGUUUUCCAAAGUAUUGCAAUACUACUAAUAAUAUGUUGUUAAUGUUUUUAAUGUAUUCUGCGAUGCAAAUAUAGUACCUGAUGUCCCUCAUAACGUGUCCCGUGGUGUACAUCAUACUGCACUUUAAUCUGUUGAAAAGCAGUCCUAAUUAAUGAAUAUAUGAUGUAUUUUUUUAUUAUUUAUUUUCACAAAUGAGUAAUGUUUGGAAUAAAAUAACACACCUAAAGUCAAUUCUGGGCUUGAUGUGCAAUAAUUACUGCAAUAUAAUGUAACAGUGCUAUGGAUAAAUAAGGGAAUAUAUUUGUAAGGGAUGUACGACUCACUCACCUUUUUAUUUGAUUUGCUUUGCUGCAUUUUUAAUGAUAAAACGUGUGUACAAUGCAGCAAGGUAAGAGGAAUAUGUAACAAGGAAUAUAAAGCCAUCAUGUCACCAACCACUUCCUCAUGUCUGUUUGUUCUAAUAUCAAUUUUAGUCCCUCAAGGUAUCCCAUUGGUCAAAUGAUUGGAUUGCGAGGUAACUAUUGGUACAUUUUGCCAUGGCUUCCUCAAAGCCAGAGCCAGACAGUGAAGACAAUGGACAUUAGGACAGUUGUCUGGAAAUAAAGAGGAAAUAAAAAAAACAGCACACUGAAAUGUGAUGACGUGUUAAUGUGUGCUUGAUCUGGAUGACACGGACAUGUGUGACUCUUGUGGUUUGGGCAGAUAACGACAGAAGAAGGCACUGGGGCUGGAUGAUAAAAACAAUGUGUACGCUUCAAAACAUAAGUGUUCUUUUGUAUGAACUAUGGCAGGUCUAUUCAACUGGUGGUCCGUGGGCCUAAUGUGGCCCGUGAAUAACAUCAGACUAGUC
This is a messenger RNA of Dunckerocampus dactyliophorus (ringed pipefish), 3306 nucleotides long. RefSeq names its product probable phosphatase phospho1. The record is from RefSeq and is a predicted model, not a curated record. NCBI's taxonomy places the organism in Eukaryota, Metazoa, Chordata, Actinopteri, Syngnathiformes, Syngnathidae. Gene Ontology annotation, molecular function: phosphatase activity. The transcript is spliced from 2 exons. The coding region runs from base 145 to 894 and encodes 249 amino acids.